UCCUGGGAGAGAGCGCACCAAACAUGGCCUUGUCAUGGUCUAUCAUUAGCUGAUAUAGAAACUUAAAAAACACUGGUGGCUGCGCAUUUGCCAAUUCUAUCUCUUUAAGAACGAAGUCUCAAUGCUUUUGUAGAGAGAGAGAGGCGGCUAAGGAGAGAUUGUGAAUUUCGAGGCCAUAUCCAUCUGGGCACUCCCUUCGGUUUGAUCAAGAUAAAAGAUGAGUACACUCGAUGCAACUAGAGCAGAACUUGCUCUUAUAGUUCUGUAUCUGAAUAAGGCUGAAGCCAGGGACAAGAUUUGUCGGGCAAUUCAAUAUGGUUCAAAAUUCUUGAGCGAUGGACAGCCUGGUACCGCCCAAAAUGUUGACAAAUCAACCAGCUUAGCUCGGAAAGUUUUUCGUCUUUUUAAGUUUGUCAAUGACCUGCAUGGUCUUAUUAGUCCAGUUUCUCAAGGGACCCCCUUGCCUCUUGUUUUAUUGGGAAAGUCCAAAAAUGCGUUGUUGUCAACUUUCUUGUUUCUUGAUCAAAUUGUUUGGCUUGGAAGAAGUGGCAUUUACAAGAACAAAGAACUUGUUGACCUAAUUGGCCGAAUAUCCCUUUUCUGUUGGAUGGGAUCCUCAAUUUGUACUACUUUGGUUGAGGUUGGGGAGCUUGGGAGGCUUUCUGCGUCAAUGAAGAAGUUAGAGAAGGAGCUUAAGGAUGGUGAAAAACAUCAUGAUGAGCAAUAUCGUGCCAAACUUAAAAAAUCAAAUGAAAGGUCUCUAGCCCUUGUCAAAUCAGCCAUGGACAUUGUAGUUGCUGUUGGGCUGCUUCAAUUGGCACCCAAGAAAGUCACUCCUCGUGUUACAGGAGCUUUUGGAGUUGUUACCUCUCUAAUCUCUUGCUACCAGUUGCUUCCAUCACCACAAAAGCCAAAGACAAAUUGAAGACACGAGCCUGUUCUGCUCAAGAAGUCAAAAAAUGUCAUCUCAAUAAUUAUUUGAACUUUGUGAUAAACCCGUGUUGGUGUAAAGCUUUUUAGCUUCUUGCCAUCUUGUGGGUGACCUGGAAGGUUAUUUACCUAUUUAGUUCUCUAUUAUUCAGCACCCUCGUUAGUCACAAUUCACAAUCCAUUACAAUCUAUCUUGCAGUAGUAAUGAUAAUUCAGCAAAUGUAAUCUCUGGUCCAUGUUUUACUCUACAAUCAUAGCAGCUGACCUCCUAA
Populus euphratica (Euphrates poplar) is the source of this 1202-nucleotide messenger RNA. RefSeq names its product peroxisomal membrane protein 11D. The transcript has 8 exons. Gene Ontology annotation, cellular component: peroxisomal membrane. Bases 218 to 925 code for a protein of 235 amino acids. Gene Ontology annotation, biological process: peroxisome fission. The record is from RefSeq and is a predicted model, not a curated record. NCBI's taxonomy places the organism in Eukaryota, Viridiplantae, Streptophyta, Magnoliopsida, Malpighiales, Salicaceae.